CAGGCGGGACCGAUUUUGAUGUGUUUAGAAAGGCGAUUACGGCAGGCUACUUUCAUCAAGCUGCACGAGUCAAGGGAAUUGGGGAAUUUGUCAACAUCCGUUCUGGUCUGCCGACGCAUCUGCAUCCCACGAGCGCCCUGUAUGGACUGGGAUAUACGCCAUCAUACGUGGUGUACCAUGAGCUUAUUUUGACAUCGAAAGAGUACAUGACGCAAGUGACUGCAGUUGACCCAUACUGGCUCGCUGAACUUGGAUCCGUGUUCUACUCUGUCAAGGAAAAGAACUUUGACGAGCGCGGGAAUCGAAGACAGGCCGAUCGAGAGUUUUCGAAACGGGCCGAGAUUGAGACAGAGAUGGCGAGGCAGCGUGAAGAGACAGCGAAAAAGGUGGAAGAGGACGCGUUGGCAAUCAAGACUGCCAGCGGGAGCAGCGCCAAGAUUAUUAUACCGGGGACACCGCGACAUACGGGAAUUGGAGCCGGUGCCAGAGUAACACAGACACCUCGUCGAAGAGUUGGUAUUUAGUAGAUAUGGCAACAAUGUAUGUAGUGAUGUGCUUGGCUGCCAGCUUUUUUCGUCUUGCCCAAUAUGAUGGGUGACUCUGAAUCCCC
Messenger RNA from Laccaria bicolor S238N-H82, 610 nucleotides. RefSeq lists its product as uncharacterized. The record is from RefSeq and is a predicted model, not a curated record. The transcript is spliced from 5 exons. Bases 207 to 524 code for a protein of 105 amino acids. NCBI's taxonomy places the organism in Eukaryota, Fungi, Basidiomycota, Agaricomycetes, Agaricales, Hydnangiaceae.